This is a messenger RNA of Tetrahymena thermophila SB210, 19854 nucleotides long. Its product is annotated as dynein motor region D1 hydrolytic ATP-binding site protein. Gene Ontology annotation, biological process: microtubule-based movement. The record is from RefSeq and is a predicted model, not a curated record. The transcript is spliced from 51 exons. NCBI's taxonomy places the organism in Eukaryota, Ciliophora, Oligohymenophorea, Hymenostomatida, Tetrahymenidae. Gene Ontology annotation, cellular component: dynein complex. Gene Ontology annotation, molecular function: ATP binding; dynein intermediate chain binding; dynein light intermediate chain binding.
AUGGAUAGUGAGAAUUCAAAGCGAAAUAGUUUACCUAAUUCUCAAAGCUUACCAAAUAUCCAAUCUGGAUUAAAAGUUCCUUUCUAAGCCAUCUUGGCUAUGAAAGAUUUAGAAGAAUUAAAGAAGAAGUAUGGAGAAUAAAGGGGAAACUCCUAUCAACAAGGAGGACUAAAAAGGAAACUAAAGUCAUUCUCUACUAUGAAAGGAUAGAAAAAUCUUGAAAAGAGUUAAAUACCAUCAACCAUUAAAGAGAAAAGUUUUAUAAGCAUAGUCAAAAACACAGAAAAUAAUAAGAUCUUAGAUUAAGAUUAUUUAAAUUGCGAAAAUGAUAAAAUGGAAAUUGCAAACAUAAAAAGGAAAUAGGCAAGAGCUACAGCAGUAGGGAGUCCUUAAUUUAAAAUAAAUGCAAAAUAAUUCUACAGCAGAAAGUUUGAUAAUAUUUAAAAACAAACAUUAGGAAUCCAUUCGCUUAUGCUUGAUAGCUAGGAAAGGUAAAUAAGAUUUCCUAAGAUUAAUAAAAUGUAAUCAGAUCGUUAAGUUCAUUCAUUAAUGGAGAAAUCAAUUAAAAAUUAAAGAGAAACAGAAGAUUUGCUGCAAAAUAUUUCUCGUAUAAUUGCUGGACCAGGCUUAAGCGAACAAACUUCUAUAUUUGAAGAUAAAUAAAAUUUAAACUUUUCAUUAAACAAGACUAAUGAUAAGAAUCUUAUUUUGCGUAAAAACUAAAGUGAAAUUUUAUUUUAGGUUAAUAAUAAUUAAUAAACAAAUGAAGAAGAUGAUCAUUUUUAAAAACAGCUUAUUAAUAUCAUAAAUGACUAAUAAAACUAAGAAUAUUGGUAGUCUGAAUAAUCUAACAGUAAAGAAUAAAAGUAAAAAAAUAUUAAUUUACAAACUUUAGAAAUUCAUGAUAUGUCUGUUAUUCAUAGCAACAACUAAGGCAAUAAAAAGGAUAGUAUUUUUUCAAAUAUGCUUAGUCCUUUUAAUAGAAAAAGUAUCAUUUAGCCUCUAAAUAGCACACCUUCUAAUACCAUAAAAAACAAUAUCUCUAUGAGUAAUUAACAAUCUAUAAGCUUAAAAGGCAGUAAGCAUAUCAGCUUAUCUCCUUAAAAUAAUUCAAGUAAGAUGAUAGAAGAUAGUGUUAUUUAAGGUUCAUAUCUAAACGAAGAUACCCUAGUAAGUGAUUUCAAUGAGAUGUUUUAAUAGUAGAAUAGAGGCAUCAACUAAACAUUUGAAGACGAUUUUUGCGAUCCUACUUUACUGUUAGAGCCAUUAGAUGAAUAAGAUUCAAAUAUCUUAAAUAUUAAUAUACCACAUAGGAAUAAUUUUAGGAUAGAGCCCUUAGAUUAAUACGAUGAAUAUGCCCUUCAAGAUACAGAUUUCAAAGAAAUGCUUUCAGCUGGACCCCAAUAAGCAAUGUCUCGUUGGUAAGAUAAAAACGGAAAGGUAUUUUGGAAAAACUGCAUAGUACUUGAUUACAAUGAAUAAACAAAAUUCUUUACUAUUCAAUGGAGCAAUAUUUAAAAAGCCAAAUAUAAAAAAGUUAAGCGACUUAAUCUAAUGUUUUACUUUGAUGAUCCUGCAGAAUUUAAAAAAAGAUACCGUGCAGCUGUUAAAAAGAGAGAGGAGUUUUUGUUCAAUAAAUAACUGACAUAGCAUAUUGAUUAAAAGAAAGCAUUAGAAGCUAUAAGUUUGCCUAUUGAUCGCUUAAGCUAAACAAUUGAUAGCAUAUUGGAAAAUCAUGUGAAUAAGGAUGAGAAAAAAGAAAAGAUAAUAUAGGAAGUUGUAGGGUUGUACAGAUUUUAGCUAGUUAAAUUUGAUACUGAAUUUGAAUCUGUCCACUAUGAUGUAAACUCUUACUAUUAAAAAUAUUUGCCUUACUUGAGUGCAAACAACUUUGUUAACAAGCUCCCGUUGAAAGAUAAAGAAAAAUUUGAAUUUUAAGAGGUAGGAUAGGAGUCAAAUUGUUAAAGACAACAAAUCACAAGAUAUAUUACAAAUAAGCCUCAUCUUGUUUAAGACAAAAACAAUCUGAAAUUAUACAGUUGGAUAGAAGUUUUUAACAAGAAUAAAUUAAGUAUUUAGGAAGUGGCUUCUCUUUAAAUAUCUUAAGUAAUGCUUGGAUUUAUUUCUAGCAUUGAGUCUUUAGAUUAUUUUAAGUAAUUCAGAACAUUUAAAAAGACUAUACAAGCAAGUAGCUUUGAAGUAAACAAAAAUUACACUCAAGAAUUUAUGAGAGCUAUUGAGUAAAUAGACAGAUUAGCUUAUAAGGUAGAGAAAGGUAUUGAUGAAAUGAAAAUAGAUUUUCAGCCAUAGCUUUGUGUUGAUUCAUCUAAACUUUUAUUUUCAUUAUCAAACAAGCUAAUAAAAAAUGCUAUCGAAAAAUCAUUCAAAAAAAGCGCUUCUUCGUUGAUUUAAGAAAUAGAAAAAUUUUAUGCUUUCUUACCAUUACCAGAAAUUGGAAUUAAGGUUAUCAAAAAGUUACCUGAGUAGUUUUUCAUUAAAAGAACUUAGUAAAGAAAGUAGAUGCUGCUGGAUACAGAUUAACAAGUUGAGGAUAGACUAUUUAAAUUACAGCUAAACUUUAUCUCAAAUAUUUAAUAAAAAAGAGAAAACUCACUUUUUAUCAACUAAAUUGAACCAAAUUCAACUUCAUCACCUUAAAAUAAUUCAAAAGAUGCUAAAAAAUAAGAUAGCAAUGUUUUUAUUACAAAUUAAAAUUCCAAAAAACAAAUAGAUUCAUAAAGAUAUUCUGAAAAUCCUGCAAAAUUUAAUUUAUAAUUAUAAUUACCAACUAAUGAAUAAAGUUUGAUAUAGCAAUAACAACAAACUUAAUAAUUAACUAACAAAGGAAUAGAGGAAAGUUUUCAUGCAAUCAUUUUCCCUAUUUAUAAAAAUCUGUAGAGCCAAGAUAGAUAAAUUAUAAAUUCAAUCGCUCAAUCAUUAUAAAAUUAAUUUUUAGAAAACUAAAAGCCCUUGAUUUAGCUCAAUUUCGUCAACCCAAGUUUGAAUGGUCUUCCCUAAUUUGCUAAAUAUGAAAUUGAUUGGGUUCUAAAUAAGGAAAUCAAAACUGAAAAGAAAAAUUAUGAACAAAGAAAAAAGUAAAGGAAAAAAUACAGAGAAAUAUUUUAUUCAUAAAACGAAACCGCAGAAAUAGUUUUAAUUAAAUAAAACAUUCAGUAAAAAGAAGAUAAAAAGUUAGUAAAUCGUGGAAAUAAAGUAAUUUCAAAUCAAAUUGAAGAUUUCUAAACUGAAAAUAAAACGAAUGAAUUCGAAAGUAUUACCAAAGGAAGAUUUGAUUUCAUCAAUUUUCAAUAUUUAGUAACAACAACCUCCCCUUCAUUAAAUUCUUUAGAAAAAUUGAUCAAAGAAUCUUUCAACAUUCCUCUUGAAAAAAUCAAUCAGCUCUAUUAGAUAGGUUCAUAAGAAACAAUAUUGUUUGAAUCUGAAGAAUUUAAAAUAGAUAGUGAAGGAGUAAAAUCUUGCCUAUAAGAAAUAAUGCCUUGGAGUUUUUAUGGAAUUUAUGCUUUUUUAAUUCUUAUAAACAGCUUUUCUUUCCACUUUACUCAAAAAAGAUAUUAUAUUUAAGAUAUAUAGAGCGAAUUCGAUAAAAAGUCAUUAGGAUUAUAUUUUAUUUGUGAAGAAAUAAAUAUACUUGAAAAGGAUUUAAUGUUUUUCAAAAUAGGUUUACCUAACUACUUAAAUUUUGGUUUGAUAUUGCUUAAAACGGAAACACUAAAACAAGAGUACAUUCAACAAAUCUAGUUCUACAUAAAUCAAUUGAAAAAGAUAAUAUAGGAUAAAUUAGUUUCUUAGCUUUAAACUACAAGAUAAUAAGUUUAAAAUUUUACAGAGAGACUUUAAAAAAACCCAGUAAGCAUUAAAGAUUAUUCAGAAAUUUCUGAAUACCUAUCAAGCUAAGCAAUAUUAGAGCAAUACACAGAUCUCUAAAAUUAAAUUAAUUAUAUAAAUGAUCUCAUGAAAGUAUCUGAUGAGUAUUCCUUAGAAAUUUCUUUUGAAACUAUUCAAAUGCAAGUUGAAAGUAGAUCAUGGAUUUUAUAGCUUAGAAAUAUUGAAUAAGAGUAGCUCAAAAAGCUUUAUCAAAUCAAACCUAAAUUUGAAAAAAAUUUAAAGGAGAGUAUCGUAAACCUUUUAGCUAACUUCUAGAAGUAAAAGAAAUUAUCAGAUGAACUUAAAUAAUAGGGAUCUCUUGAUAAUAUUUAUGCUCUUUCCUCCUAGACAAAAAGUUUAAAGAAUGAACUUGAUGAAAUCUACCAAAAAGCACAAGAGCUUAAUUAAUUUGAGAAUUACCUAAAAAUGAGUCCAAUAACAAACUUUUGUGAAAUAGAAAUAUGCUUAAACGAUUUAAUGAAAUAUUAUGACUUGUGGGAUUUCGCAGAAAGAUGGAAACUCAGAUACGAAGAAUGGACGACAAGACCUUUAGUAUUUAUGGAGUCAAAAGAAGUUGUUGAUACCUUGAAUGAAGGGUUUUAGCUCCUUCCAGAUUUAAUUUUAGAUUUCAAAGAUAAUCCACUUUUUAUCACAAUAAUUAAGUAACUAGAAGAAGAGAUCUAGAAAUUUAACAAUUAUACUCAUAUUAUUAUCUAAUUGAGAGAUACUUGCUUUAAGUAAAGACAUUGGGAUGAGUUGAUUGAAGAAAUUCAGAAAAACAAAAAUUAAUAAGAGUUCAGAAAGAUAGAUUCUGGCUCUGUUACUCUCUAAAGACUUAUAGACGAAGAUAUCUAAAAUUAUUCUAGUUUCAUUAAUAAGCUUCAUCUGAUAGCUUAGUAAGAUUACUAAAUUGAAAUAGAGUUGUAAAAAAUUGAAGGAAUCUUAAAAGACACUUUCUUAAGAUCAUUACCUUACUACUUAGAUGUUUCUUCGGAAUUUACAUUUAAGAUAAUAAAAAAUACAAAAGAUGUCAUAAAAAAUCUUUCAGAAGCUAAAUUUAGAGCAAAUAUUUUGAUAAAAAAUUUAUCGUUUAUUGAUGUCUUCAAAAAGAGGAUGAAUUCUGUUCACAAAUUAGCAAGAAAUGGUAAGAAAGUAAUAAAAAUAAUGAAUAAAGUACAAAAUACUCUCUUAGAUUACAUACCUCUAUUUAUACAGUUCCAGUAAUAUGAAAACACUAAAAUAAAUAUUGCUGAUAGACUCUUUUCUAAUGAUUUGAUAAAGCUUUUGUAGUCACUUAUCGAUGAUUACAGCUAGCAUUUUGAAAUUUUAACUGUCUCAGGAUUAAAUAUUUUUAAUCUAUUUUCAGAAACUGAAUCUUAAGAAAGAUCAUUCCCUCAAAGUGAUGAAUUCAGAAGGAGAUUACUAGAAACCUAAAAUUUGAGCAAUAAUCUAGUUCAGGAGGUAAAAAAAGUACUUAACAGAUUAAGAUCUAAAUGCAGUAGAUUAUAUUUUUUGAGUGAUGAAGGUAUAAUAGAGAUACUAAGGUUAUGUAAUCAAACCUCUAAUCCUUAGUUAAUGGUAAACAAGCUUUUUUUACCUGUUUUUAAGGGAUUUAAGUCACUUAAGGUUUCUAGUACUUGCAAGGAAGCUAACAUGAAUAUAGAAAACGAGCAGUUUACCAUAACUAAUUAUUCGAACAUAUUCAACAUAGAGUCUAUUUAAAACUAGUUAGAUGAAGUUUUAUUAUUGGACACUAAAAUAAAUAUAGACAUUUCUAAAGGAAUAGAGAAUGUAAUAGAUGGAUAAAUGAAGCUGGAAGAAUCAAUGAGAUAUUUAUUAAGAAAGUAGUUCCUUAAAAAUACAUAAACCUUGACCAGACUAGGUUUGGACUAUAACGAAGUUUAUAGAUUAUUGCAUCUCAAGAACGAAAUUAUUUUCUAAAUUGCUUAUUUGAAUAUUGACAUUUGUUUUUAUCAUGACCUGACUACUACAAUAUUAAACAGUGAAGAAAAUGAUGAAGUACCAGACUUUAACCUUGGUGACUUUUUGCAGAAAAUAAGGAUUUAUAUGUAAAAUUUUAUUAAUAAUCAAAUGUAAAUGGGACUUUCAAAGAAUGAGCUGUUAAAGUUCUCAGGUUUGGUUAUGCAAAGUCUCAAUCAUCAAAAUAUUCUUUAGCGCUUUAUAGAUUAAAAAGUAGAUACUUUAGCAAGUUUUGAUUAUUUAGGUCUUCCAAAAUUCUCAGUGGAGGUGGAAACAAAUUAAAUCUUGAAAAUUCUCCAAUAAAAUAAGCACAAUCAAAAGGAAAAUCCUCUCCUUUAGUUGAAUUAGUAAGAAAUAAUCUAACAUAUGCUAAAAUCUGCUAAAUUGGCUUUAGAUAAUAGAGAGUCGACAGACUAUCCCAAUCUUUCUGAAAAUUCUGAAUUCUUUUACUACUUUAGUUUAAUUGAUAAUCCUGAGUUAAUAAACGUUAACUUGAUGUGCAUGAAUUACAAGAGAGGUUACACAUGGGAAUUUAUUGCAGGAGACCAUUACACUUUUGUGAAUACAUAUUAGACUGAAAGAAUGCUUUUUAAUAUUAUUGGAGCUAUAUCAACGAAUACAUCUAUUUUAAUCAGAGGUCCUUAAUCAUCAGGGAAAUAAUCAACAGUUAGCUAUUUAGCUACUAUUUUAGCCAAACCUUAUUUUACUUGGAAGUUUUCAGACUAAAAUGAUUUCUCUUCUUUGAAUUAAGUUCUCCUUGGAACUGCUCAAGGAGGUUACAUCACUCUUAUUUAGAAUUGCGAAUUUUUAAAUGUUGGUAUGAUAUCUACUCUUGCAAAUAUCAUUUUUUAAAUUAGAAACUCCUGUAUUUCAAAGACAGACAUUUUGGAUAGUAAUAACUGCCCUAUCAAAGUGAGUGAGCAUUGGGGCUUGUAUGCAAGUUUCACUGUGAGACAAGAUUCAUAAGUUUUGCAAUUUUCUCAAAUACCAAACAUCUUGGAAAGUUUCAGAACAGUUAGUAUUGUCUAACCAGAUAUUCAAACUAUUUUAGCUGCUAAACUAACUCUGAUGAAUUUCAUAAAGCCAGCAGAAACAGCUCAACGCUUGCACGUUUUCUUUUAACUUUUCUCAUCUUGCUUAAGCAAUUCUCACUUCUUAGUUGAUUCAUUUAAGCAACUGGAUGUUAUCACUCUAGAUUAAGUUUCUUAGACAGAGUUCAACCAGCAUCUAUUUAAUCCUAAUGCAAAUACUAUCAUGAAAAUAAUAAGCCAUGCAGAGUAUUUUUUGUUUUAAAAGAAAGUAUCAAAUGAAGAUGAAAUAGAAAACUACACUCUUUUAUAUUCAGCAAUAAAUGCAUAUUAUGCACAUGCUCUUUCUUAAUUCCAUCUUAAGCUUCUUAAUAAUUUGUUUAUCAAAACAUUCCCUGAGAGUUAGGUUAGUGAAGGGUACUUAUUCAAAGAUUUUUAGGAUGAUGGGGGAAAUGAAGAGGAGGAACUUAUUGACGGAAAAUAAAAGACUGUUUAAAUUCUUUAAACACCUUAAGCUUCCUCUUCGACUUUGCAGUAAAAUAAAGAUGAUAACCGUGAUGAUGAUUUUGAGCAACAUAUAAUAGAUUAUUUCCAAAAAGUUCAUAAGAUAAAGCCUUCAGAAAGAUUUAUCGAUACUAUUUUAGAUAUGAUAUUCAAUAUAAAUAUUAACAAAACAAUCCUAGUUGUAGGUCUUAAUUCAAAGGUCAAAGACUAUGCCUUGAAUGCAGCAGCUUAUGUUAACUCACUUAUUGAAAAAGCAUAAUUUUACAAACACUACAUAACUCUUGACGCAAAUGAUUAUACCUUUUUAAUGGGAGAGCAUGUAGAUGGAGUUUGGAGGAAAGGUAUUUUACAGUAACUACUUGACUCUAUAACUUAUAUGAGUGAAAAUAGCUUAUACUCAGAAGUACUUAACUAAUAUUAUAGAUCUAACUACCUUAACUUUAUAACUUCAUAGGCUAACCCUUUGGAUCAUCAUAAUAAAAUCUAAAAUUUAAAAUCAAAAUCAAUAGAAUCUAAUGUUUUUUUGGUAAAAUAUUUACUUGCUCCUAUUUUAAAUUUAACUGAGAAAUUAUUAAAGAAAAAGAACCAACAAGGAAAAAUCAAAAGCCCAGAAACUAUUCUCACCUUAAACGAUUGGAUCAUAUUUGAAACAAGCAAUACAAAUUUCAAAGGGAAUUAAUCGAAAUUUAUAGACCAAAUGAUAAAGAGUAUUCAUUAAAGAAUAUUAUUCUUCGAUAACGGUUAGUAAAUUUAACUGUAAAAUACUCUAAAGCUAAUCUUAAAUUUAGAUUCAUUAGACAACAUUACUCCUGGCUGCUUAGGAAACUUUUAAAUUUUUAAUUUCGGAUAUAAUAAUUAUGUAUAGAAAAAUUAUAAUUUUACAAACAACAAUAUUAUUUCUCAAGGGUUUCAUUGGAGCAUAAAAAAUGAUUUUGAACGUUGGUUGGAUAUAUUAAUUAGCUAAAAUAAAUUUUUCAAUUAUUGUGAGAAAAUACUUAGAACUUGUUACGUAUAUUUAUUUGAACCUGUUUUAGUUUUUUUGAAAGACAGCCUAGAACAAACAUCUUCUGGCGAAGCUAAAAAAAUUUUCAAUAACCCAGGAGCUAUAGUUGAUAUAAUCUUACACUAGCAGCAAAAUUUCUUAUCACUUCUAGAGAUAUUUAUGAAUGAAUUCCGUAAAACUAUGAUAGCUUUAGGAAAAUAUGCAAUCACAAGCAAUUCAUCCACUAUGAAAGAUGUUAGAAGCAAAGCUUUUUAUACAUUUAUUUCUCUCCAAAACAAAAAACAAGUUUCACCAAUCAAAGAUGCAGAUCUAAAUAAUUCUUAACACUAAUUAAAUACUGAUGCAAGCUAUUUAGAAAAAGAAUUUAGAGCUCCUGUAGAAUCAAUAUUCCUUUUUAGUAUUGUAUAAGGAAUGUGCAGCAGUUAUAUAGACCCUAAUUUCUUAUCAUAGCUCACAGAGCACUGCUUAGGAUGCGUUAAAAAGCUUAAAUUAGCUCAUGAAAAUAUAUUUUCUUCCUCAUUCAAAGCCUGUUAAAACUUUAGCAAAUUGCUAAAAUAGAAUAAGUCUUUGAGCGUACUUGAUCUUGUUUAUGAUAUAAGCGAAUUAGCUUGGAUGAGGAUUUCAGAGUUUUAAAUUCCUGAAAAUAUUCCUUUGCUUGAUAGUUCUUUGAGCAAUGAUCAUUUAGAAUUAAGUGAGAUUAUUAGACUAAAUAAAAAUGCUAUGCAGGUAGAAGAGAUGAAGAAAUUAAUGGAAAAUAAUAAUGAGAUCGUCUAUCAGCUACCAACAUAAGACAAAUACGUUGUAUAUCUCUCUGCGCCAUUCAAAAUGACUAAGUAUUUGAUAGAUUACUUGAUGGGCUACAAAAAAAAUAUUUUCGUAUAUUCUACCCCUCAAGCAGGAAAGACUAUGCUCUUUUAAUAUCUUGAAAGAGAGCAUUUGCAGAAAAAUACUUAUAAAAUAAAUGUGAUUUAAUUACUCAGGAAUACUAAAAUUAAUUAAUUUUAAAAGUUUGUUGAAAACUCUUUAAGCUUCAAGAAUUUUUAGACUAAGCAAUCAGAGAUAGGUAAGUGCUCAUAUGCAUUCAUAGAUGAUUUAAACAUUGUAUCUCUUGAGGGGCCAAGUAUAAUUGGUUGUUUGAGAUCUCUGAUAGUACAUGGUGGUUGGAUUUCCUAAUAGAAAAAUAGAUUUUUGAAAUUUGAAAAUUGCAAUGUAAUUUGUAAUUACUCAUCUAGAAAGCUAUUCUCAGAAGAUUUUUCUAAAUUUACUGAAUUGGGAUCUUGCUUAAGGGAAAUGUUCAUGCUAAAGUUUCCUGAUAUGAAUGGAGACCAUUUAACAGGAAUAUUUAUGGAAAUAUUGAAAACUUCACCUAUGUUUAAUACCAAGGAAAAAAUGUAAGCGAAUAUUUUAGCAGUGGAUUUCCUUUAGAAAUAAUUAGCAAAAUUCGCUCAUAAUUAUAUGAGCAGUAUCCCUAAGCUUACUCAAAUAACUCAGAUUUUUAAAAUAAAUUUCAAUAUAAACAAAGUUCUUACUUUGAUAAUUUCUACUCUUUCUCAUCAAUAAAUUGUUUAAAAUGGAUACCUAAAUGAAACUUUCUUUGAUAAAAUGUGGACAUAUAUCCUAGAUACUUGCUUUUUAGAUAGCUUGCCAUGGAAUAAAAACCCUAUUUUCUUAGAAAAACUUAAAAGCAGCCAAAAAACUAAUGCAAAAAAUUAAUUUAUUUUUAACCUCAUCAAAGAUAACUUAUCAGAUUCUGAAAGUGAUGAAGAAUUGGAUAACAUUCACAUAAAUUCACCUUUAAAAAAAGGUUCUUUUGCUAUGCACUAAAAUAGCAAUAUUCCAAAUUUAAAUCUUAAUUCAGAAAACCUACAAUUAUAAAAUAAGGCUAUUGAAAUUUAAAAUUUUCUAGUUGAGACUUUAUACAGCCCUAAAAAGACAAAGAAAACUUUAGAGACUAAAGGACUUGCUAAGUUAGGAUAAGUAAACAGAGUUAGAAUGUCAAAGUAAGUUAAUAUAGAAAUGGAAAGAUAAUAUUUUAGAUUAGAAAGUAUUGACUAAUUUGAAAAUAGGACAAGAUUUUUAAAUCAAUACUUCACUUAAAAAAUAGACAAAGGAUAAGAGAGCUUACUAAAGUAACUAUAGAAGCUCUCUGAGUAGAAAUUUCAAAAGUUUCCUGCAAAAAUCCAUAAAUUUUUUAUUAAAACAAUGAGCUAUUAUUAUGAUGAAAAAAUUGAUAAAUAAAACUAAGUUAAUAAUAAAAGGAUUUUUAUUCCACAUAAUUUAACAAACUCAUAAAAUUCUAAUUAGCAGCAAGCUUCUCUUCUCAAGAUUGAAAAUCUAAAUUUAUCUUAAUUGAAUAUUGAUUAUGAUUAGAAUAGAUUUAUGCACAAUAUCUCUGAAAGGGACUAAUUUUAUUUCAUCCAUGAAGAUUAAAACAGUUUUAUUUCAUUUCUUUAGAAUAAACUCCUUGAAUAUUUAUUUUAGCCUCCUCAGUAAAAAAAUGAAACACAAGCUAGCAAAAAUUAGAAAGAAGGAAAUGGAGCUUAGAACGAAAAAGAGAUUAUAAGUGACUACUUUAACAUACAUGCAUAUUGGGAUAUUCAGAUUUAAUAAGGAGGUGUAGAAAACAUUUUAGGUGAUUUAUCCGCUAUUUUAAAUAACAUUUACAUAAUGAAACAAAAUCUUUCUCUAUAUACGCCUACCUCAAAGUCUGAGCUUAUCAAAUUUAUCAGCUAUCUGAUGGGAUCAAAUUGUAUAGUUAUAAAAAUUUCCUCUGAAAAUUGUGUUUCUCUCUUUUUACAAAUUAUUUUAGAUGUACUAAAAGGAAUAAUUGAUGGAAACCCUGUUCAUACUUUAAUUUAAUUUACUAUAUCUGAUUUAAAAAGCAAGGAAUUCAAUAGGAUAUUUGAGAUUUUCCAAAUCAUUAAAAUAAUAAUCUAAAAUUCAAAUUUAGAAGGUAUUCUCAGUUAAAAGUAAAUCAAGUAAUUAUUAGAACCUUGGAGGUAGUCACAAGUCAAAAAAGUUACAACUUUGCAGUAAAUGGAAGCUAACAUUUCAGAAAAAGAUAUUAAAUCUAAGCUAGGAGGUUUUAAACCGAACUUAGUAGAAAAUCAUAUGAUUUAUAUUUUGAGAUAAAAGCUAAAAGAUUAUGUAAGUUUCGUAAUAGAAAUUAAUCCUGAUAAUUACAAAGAAUAUUUAAUACUUAAAGACUAAAUCCCAAAAUCAUUUACACACUUUAAUGACCAUUUUUCUUUCCUGCUAAAGAGUAACUAAAAAAGCAGCUCUGAACAAGAUGAUAUCUACAAGCUUAUUAAUGAGCCUGCUACAUAAGAAAUUUAGAAUAAAUUUUGGUAAACAGAAAAAGGAGUAAGUGAACUCUUUGAAAUAAAUUACUUCUAAACUUCAAUAAAGAGUCAAAAAGAAUUUGAAUUUUACGUGCCUCAUCUUGCGAGACUAAUUUAAAAUAAUUUACAAAGUACUAUAGCUUAAAUUUCUUCAAAAAAAAAUGUAUCUCAAAUUAUUAAUAUUGACAUGAUUAAGCAGCCUAUCAAUAACAAACUCAAGUAAUUGUUAGAAGAGCUUUUAGAUUAUAAAAUGAAAUACAUUGAUAUAAAAAAGCAGUACGAAAACUUACAAAAGACCCAUGAAACUUAUAAAAAUUUUAGCAAUUACAAAAUGAAUUACUCUAAACUUUAAAUUAAUCACGAAAAAGAAAAAUUUCAACGUGAAGGUAAAAGAAAAUCAUCUAUAAACAAUCAUCUAUAUAAUCCGAUUGACUAAAAAUUAUCAUUAUCUGAGCAUUAGUCGAUGUAGACAAGCAAAAUUAUAAAUUAAACUAAUUUAUCAUCUAGAAGGUUUAACAGAAGCGGAUCAAAUGAUAUGCACUAAUCAUAUGAUGAACAAAAAAUGAUGGAAUCUCAUAGAAUCUACUUAGAAGAAAUAAAAGAUGAAAAAAAUGAGAUCUUGCAUAAGCUAGAAACAGCUAAAAAAACUUACUAAAAUGCAUUCAAAAAUUUUAGAUAUAUCAAUCUUCUAUUAUGCUAACUUUUAAAAACAAUACACUACUAUAGACAAGAAUGCAAUCCAAUUUUAACUUUUUAAGAAGGAGAAUUAGCAAAGUACGCUUAUGAUAUUGCUCUUUAUUCUUUAUCUGCUUUAAAAUAUCCUGCUUGCUAUAGGGAAAAUCUAUUUGAUGUGUUGCUUUAAUAAAAUAAAAAGUUAAAUAUUCCUUUCUAUAAAAUUUUGUUAGAUAGUCCAACUGCAUAUCUUGAAUAACUAAUCAAUGGAACCGAUUUAGGAAUUAGCAUCAUAAAUGAGUAUUCUCUUAUCAGUUUCUUGAUUGGUAUUGAUCUUCUUCCUCUUUGCAUCACAGAUGAAACUGGAUUAUAUUUAUAAUAUCUACAGAAUUAAUGCGUUCAAAAAUAGAAGCGCAGUAUGCAUAUUGAAUAUAGCACUGUAGACGAAGAUAGUUUGGAGAAUGUAGAAAAUGCAAUUUUAAAAGGUUCUUAUCUGGUUUUAAACAAUCCUGAUGAGACUUUAGUAGAUCUUAUUCAACCUAUAUUAUAGUUUAAAUAUAAGAAUCUAAUUAAGAGUCUUGUAUAAUUUAAAAACCAGUAAAAUUAGUAGAAGCUAGAUGAGCAUUUUACUUUCAACUAAAAGAGAAUUAAAUUGCAUUCUUAAUUUAGACUUAUUAUCAUUACUUCAAGUUAUUCUAGCUUUUUGAUAAAAAGUUUCAAUACAGCAUCCAUUUUUGUUCAUUUAUCAUUUUAAGAUAAAAAAUUCUUCAGCAGCUUCGUUUAUGAUAAUAUUUUGAAUACCUUCUACUAAACCGAAAAAGAAAAGUUGAUAAAAGGGGAAAUAUUUAAGAGAGAAGUUUUAUCUAAACAAGAUUACUCACUUGAAAAGAUAUUACCUAUUAUUUCAAAAUUAAGUUUAAGUGAAAAAGAUUCUUGGAAUCAACUUAUUCAACUACUUCCUAAUCAUAUAAUUAACUAGGCAGCAACAAAAGAGGGAUUUACUGAUAAUUUUGGAGAAGACGAUCAAUUUUUGUAAAUAGGGUAAGUUUCAAAUCAGACUAUUAUGAAGAAUUUAGAAGAUGUUGAAAAAGAUUAGUUAAUGCUUAAUUUCUAAAAUAUGGAGCUAGGGAAUAGUAUUGAUAUGGAUAAAUCUAAUUCUUCUUUAGGUAGUAAAUAAGGAGAAUAUUAAAGAAAGCAGAGCAAGAAUUAUUAAGAAAUUUGUGGUGACGUAAACUUGCAUUCUUAAAUAGGCUAGCACUUGCAAAAUAUUAAAGAAGAAGAUGAAGAGCUUUAAGUUCCGUAGUAUUAAAGAUAAUCCAGUUUUAAAAGACAAUAAACUUUGAAAGAAAAGAAUUCAUAGCUAAAAAAACAAAAUACAGUUUUUAGCUAAGUAUCAUAAGCUGAUAGUGAAGCUAUAGCAUCUUCUAAUGACUUAGAAAAUAAUUUACCAUAGUAUUGCUUUUUUAAUUUUGAGAUUAUUGAUUUCUAAUCAAACAAUUCUCUAUCACCUGAAUAUCCAUCUCAAAAACUGAUGAGUAUCGUUUCGAAAUUCAAAAUCCUUGUAGAGAUUUUGUAUGGUUUAAAAUUAAGUUACAAAGAAGUUGUCACAUAAAUAGAGAAAGAAGAUUCAAGCAUUAAAUAUAGUGAAGAAAAUUUUUUGUUAGUUUUUAAAUAAGUGUGUGACUGCUUAAAGUUGAAUUAAAUCAGCAACAAUUAAACAAAUCAUUUUAACAAAAGAUUUGCUUCGAUGUUCUAUCAUUACUUGUACUGCACAUUAAGGGAAGACCAUUAGACCGUCUGGUAGCUAACUCUUUCCUUUUUCUUCUAAAUGUCUGCUUUAACAGACAAAACAUAGAUUAAUUAUACCUAUCUUUAACAGAAAGUUUUACUUGAGUAGAGAGUCAAACCUAUAUAAAAUUUAGUAUUUAGCAAGUUAAGUACUAACAGAUAUUGGGAUUCGUUUAUCACAUCAUUAGUAGAUCUCUAUGGGUCAUAUGAUAAUUUGAUUGCUCCUCUCAUUAACUUCAGCUACUAAUUUGAAGAAAAAAUUAUGAACGACCAAGAAAAGGCCAAAAUUAUUAAAAAUAUUCAUAAUUCAUUCAAACAAUUUAGUCAAAUAAGAAGAGACUCUACACAAAAGAUCCAGGAACUAAAAUCUAUUCCAUCAUAACAAUUAAUGCAAAAAUCUUCAUUUUAUUCUAAAAAAAAUAUAAUACAAGAAUUUAGUUUAGACUAAAUACAAGAAUCUAAUUCAAAAAAUGUUAAUUAUUUCAAACCUUAAGAAGAAUAUUUUAAAAUUUAAAACAAUGAAUAAAUAAAAAUUGAGCAAUCUUAAGAGUAUAUUUAGGAUAUAAACUCCGAUUAAGAUGUAGAUGAUUUAAGCUCAGAAACUGAAAAGGAAAUUAAAUUAGAAAAUUCAUAAAUUUUGUAAUAAUAAGAUAUAAAUUAAUAAUAAAUAGAUAAAAUAGAUUCUUAAAAUUCUUAAAAUUCUGAAAAUCAAAUAAAUAAUUAAAUACAAAAUAUAAAAUAAAUUGAAACAGAGGUAUCUUCUUUGAAUGAAGUUCAAAAUAGGAAUUAGUCAAAUACUUAUUAAAAAUUAAUGGAUGGACCAGAUUCAGAUUAGGAUGAUCUUGAAGAAAAUAAGGAUUCAAACUAAGAAAAAAUAUAAAAGAUAACUAGAGCUACCAGUGAAUACUAUGACAAUUUAGGCAACUAAGUGACCAAAAAAUAAUCUGACUAAAAAAAUUUCAUUGAGUCAGUUGUUGAGUUUUAAGAAGAUGGAUUGUAAGAAUCAGACAUAAGAAUUUUAAGCAAUAAAAAACUCGAAUAAGAAGAAUAAAACUAAAAUUAUAAGGAAUAUAAAUUAUAAUAAAAGAAAGUGAGCUCAAUAGUUGAGCAAGAAUAAGAAUAAUCAAUAAAUGAAAGCCAAUAAUUAAAUUAAGAAGCUAGCAAUAACAAUACUUUAAACUAAGAUCCUUAUAAAGAGCAUAAUAGUUAGUAAUAUAUAGAAGAUGAAGGAUAAUAGAAAUUGGCUUUAAGCACUAGUGAAAAUGUUAAAGUAAAUAAAACGAAUUUAUAAUAAUAAUUUGAAUCAAAUGACUAAAAUGAAAAUGAAACUAAAGAUAUUGUUUAAUAAAUAAAUGAUAUUGAGUCAAAUAAUGAUAAAUAGCAAAACAUUUAAUUUGAUGAAAUAAAAAUCUCUUCUCAAGAUUCUCAAGAGUACUUAAAUGCUUCGUAAUCAAAAGAUGGAGAUUAAAACGAUUCUGAAAACACACCAUCUAGAAGUAAAUAAUAUAGUGUCUGUAGCUCAUCGAUGGGUUCACCUAAUGAUUAUAUGAUUAAAGAAGAAGAUUUUAACAGCCCUCUACCAUAAAAAUAAAAUUAAUUAAAGCUAGUUCAUUAGAGCAAUUUUUUGAUUUAGUUUAAAGAACAAAAUAAGAUAAGCUAAUAAAUCAUUGAUAUCCCCAAUUUAAGAAACUAAGAUGUAUAGGAUAAAGAUUAUAUGAUUAGGAUGGAAUAAGAAUUCAACCUAAACAAUGAGUUGGGUGGCUAAAAUACAAAAGAAAAAACUAGCUCAUAAAAGCAAUUUGAAUUAUAAAAAAUAUAGAAAUUAUCUUUGUAAGAAUAAGAUGAAUAAGAAUCUAAAGCAAAAAAUAAAGAAAAUAAAUCUUACUUGUCUUAAGAAUUGAAUCAAUUUAGCGUGAUAGAUAGAAUGGAUUCUAUUAUACAGCUAGGAAGAGAAAAUAAUUACAUUAAGAGACCUGCACUUGGUCUUCCUGUUAUAAAAUCCAAGUUUGAUAAUCUUCGUUAUGAUAAUGAUUUAAUGUGGUUUGGUAUUAAUUCCUACAAAGCAAUUUUUCAUUCUUCUUAAGUGUUAAGAAGCAAAGAACUUUAGAAUGCACUUACUAGUUUAAAUAUAGAAAAAGAUCUAUGGAAAAGUAUAUUCUUCUUAAGUCACUCUGAAAUUUUAAAGGAUGAGAAUAAUUAUUUAGAUAAGAUGAAAGAUAAAUUGGGAGAUAUUAAUUUGUCUGUAUUUUUGAAAUUUUUCAGACCAGACAUUUUAGAAAGUAUAAUUAAUGUCCAUCUUACGAAAUAACUCUCUAAAUUUUUUGUUUCUCAUACUAAAACUAAUCUGAAUGCUCAUUCAAGAGCAAAUUGGUACAAUAAGCCUACAAUAAUUUUCUAUGGCCAUCUCAAUAAAACAAUCAAUGAAUUGCUUGAGCUUAAAGCAUGUAAAUAAAGCCAAAAUAUUAAGGUGAAAAGAAUCCCUUUAGGUUCUAUUAGUAACAAAGUAAUAAAAUAAGAAUUAAGCAAUGCCUCAAUUAAAGGAGAUUGGGUAGUUUUAGAAAAUAUAAAAUCAGUUCCAUAUGAUUAAUUAGGUUAAUUGAUAAAAAUAAUAAACAAUGCACUAAAUAACAAUUAAAAUAAAAAUGAAUACUUUAAAGUGUGGAUAACUUAAUAGCAAAUGAAUAAGAGUUAUGAAUUGAAUGAAAACCCUGGCAUAGUCCAAACUCAUAGAAACAAUAGCCAAACUCUGCUAUAGCAAUUUUUCUUCAACUGUUUUAAAAUGUUCAUUAAUCGUCCAGAUAAUAUUAAGAACAACUUAAGCGUGCUUUAUACUCUCGAGAUACAUGAAUAUCUAGCAUUUGUAGAAAAGAAAGUUACACAAGCACUUCCUACGAAUUACAAUUUUAGUACUUUAGGAAAGUAGCUACAAAGUCCUAUACAUGAAGCAAUUAAAUACAGAUUCUAAAAAUAAAAAAGGCAUGAAAAUAUCAAUUAUUCUUAUAAUAUUCAUAGCGUCUUUAUUGAUAGGAUAGCCUUGAGAGAAAAAAAUAAGCAUGCAGUUAAUAUGCUAGAAAAAUUCUCAAAUAAAAUUAAAUUCAACAUCUUCUUCAUUUUUUCAAUAUUAAGGUCCAGACAUAAAUAUCAUAGAAAACUUGCUGAGUAUUAUCAAUAAAGUGAGCUUCUAUUUUUCUCAGAUUUAGAUCUUCUUUAUGUGGUUGAAGAUGGAUUCCAUUUCUUGAAUUAUUACUCAAUAAAUCCUUCACUAUUCUUCAGAAACUACUUAAAAUUGAUAUUUUCUGAAGAAAUGCCAUAUAAUGCUCAUUCGACAUGGACUAUUGCUUCAAUGAGAGAUCUAUUGGAAGAACUUGUGUUUAAAGGCGUUGACAAAUAAACUAUUUACACUUCAGGAGAUUAAAAAUACACACUGUUUUAUGAAUAACCCAAUCAAUCUACUGAGGAAACUAUAUUUAAAACAAUAAAUGAUCUUCCUAAUUUGGAUUCACCUUAAACAAUAGAAAUUUCUCCUAAUACUGAAAUAUAAUAUGGGUUCAAUAGAUCAUAAAGAUUGAUGGCUAGAAUACAUAAAAAAGUGUAACUCUAAGAAUAGUUAGGAAAAGAAGCUGAAAUUCUUAGGGAGUUAAAGAAUUAAAUAGCUUAAACUUCUGAAGAAAAGGAGAGUCUUUCGGAUGUAAGCUUAGUUUCAACUAAUGAUAAAAAUGUGGAAUUAGGUGAUUCUGAUGAUUUUAUACUCCAGCAAGUUGGCUAAAUUUAUGCUUACUGGAUUAACCACAUCGAUUUAUUAGGCAAAAAUAUGACUAUUAUUCAAAAGAUUUAACAGAUUUAAAACGAAUUUAAGAUUUUGUUUGAAAAGUCUUAAAAUUUAGAUUUAUUUUCAAGUAAAUUCACCAAAAAUGAUAUUUAGGAAGAAAAUGACUCUGAUUCAGAUAGUUCCAGUGACAUGAGUGAAGAUCAAAAUAUUUAGCAAGCUAAACUAAGUAAAAUUUCUAGAAAUGCCUUUUAAAUAAAAUUACGAAAGAACAAGGACUCAGAUUCUUCAUUUGAUUCUUCUUUUUCUGACUCAAAAAAUGAAGAAGAAAACCAAUAAAAAAAAGGAAAAAAUAUGUCUCCAAUAAAAUAAGUGUUUACAGAAGAUCACAAUUUGAAAAAAGGUUUAUAGAAAUGGUUAUCUGAUAAACCACUCCAUGCUGCCCCUGUUAUCAGCAGAAAGAGCAAUUUACUUAACUAAAUAGAAAAGAGUGAAACAUAGCUAAGCACAAAUAGGUUAAGCUCUCCAUAAAUUAAGUCAUCUCUUAGACAGCCAUCAAUAGCAAAUAUUAUGUUAAAUAAUUUACAAAGCUCGCCUUAGCUUAAUUUAAAAUUGAAUCACAGAAAGAGUGUUGCUGCUCUUGCCUCACCCCAUAGAUAAUCGGUAUUCUUCGGAAAAUAGUUUAUUGUAGAAAAUACACAGAAUACUCCUUCUCCAAAUUUAAACUCUCCUAGUAAAAACUCUUAUUAAUAAUCUUUACAGAGUCCUCCAAGCGUUAGCAGUCCACUUUUCCAUCCUAGAAAAGAAUCUGUUUUUGUAAAGCAACCGAACACAAUUGGAUAGAAUUUAAUAAAAUUAAGUACUUAAGAAUAGUUAUCAUCAAAUAGGGUGAGUGAUUCUAUUCAGUUUUUUAACUCUCAACCAAAUUAUACAAAAGACAGCAAUCAAGCAGUUUACAAUUCAACUUUGUAAAAUGAGCUUUAAAUUGCUAAAUCACUACUUAAGAGAAUAAUUACUGAUCUUGAUGGUGUGAUACAAUAUGUCUUGUAUCGUUAAAGUUCCUUCUCUUAGCAAGAAAAAAGUUUACUCCAGACAGGUUUUUUAAAAACUUCUGAGCAAGAAGCUAUUUUGAUAAAUAUCUUGGAAAAUAAAGUGCCUUAAAAUUGGUGGAUUUAAUCUUUCUUAAUUAGAGAGAAUGAUCUUUAGCAAUAUAUGAAAUAUUUGGUACUAAAAUUAGAAACUCUUAAACUUAUAUUAGAGGAAAGAAAAUGCAGAAUGUAUCCUGUAAUACAGCUAGACUAAAUGUUUGAUCCAUUUUUCUUGAUUUCUUCUUACUUAACUCACAAAUCAACAGAAUUAAAUGUGAGUAUAUUUGAUCUCAAAAUUGAAUGUGAAAUCCAAAACAAACCUUCUGUUCAAUAGCCCACAGAUGGAUCCAUGUUGAUAAAUGGUUUUUUCAUAAAGAAUGGUAGACUGAAUGAACAUGCUUUAGAUAUAGAACACCCAAGAGAAUUUGAAUAUAAAAUUCCUAAUAUGAAAAUAAUGGUCAAAAAGAAAAUAUAUAAGAACAACUUUUACAAGAACUAUCCUGCACACGUGUCUAUGAAUUUUGUGGAUGAAAAUUUAUAUGACUUCGAAGGUACUUAUUAUGCUCAGAAUUAAUUCAUAAAUGGAACUAAAAAGGUUUAAAAAUCUGAAUUUGCUGGUAAAAAAGCAUCAAAUGAUUCAAAGUAAUAUGUGGUCAGAUUACCUGUUGUCAAUUCUUUAACAAAUCAUCUUUUUAAUUCAUUCCCUAUGAGGGUUUAUUUCUACUUUAGAUCAUCUAAACCCUAAGAGUUUUGGGUAAAAAGAUCAACUGAAAUUUAUCUAUAGCAAGAAUUUUUGUGA